AUGACCGAGGACGUCCAACAUAAGACCAGCCCGAGUCCCACCGGAGCUACGGCCGAAAACCCUCGAGCACAGCUAGAGAGCCUCAUUGAGCGAGCCGCCGCCAAAGAUGCUCUUAAGGAUUUCGAUUCGGCCGCCGAAAUUUAUUCCGAGGCCACAGAACUUCAAGCCAGAUUGAAUGGAGAAUUGUCGCUUGACAACGCCGAUCUACUAUAUGCCUACGGGAAAGCUCUAUACAAUGUUGCCGUGAGCAAAAGUGACGUCCUUGGCUCGAAGGUGGCAGGCGACGCGCAGCCCCAGCCAAGCAACGCACCGGCUCAAAAUACCUCAUCAUCGAAGUCGACGACUGGCGAUGACAACCCCAUCCAAAAAGCGAUUGCUAGUGGGUUGACUCCGACGGGAGCGGCCGGAGAAAAUGCGCAAUCUGCGUCAAUUGGGAGCAAGUCGCUUUUCCAGUUCACCGGUGACGAAAACUUCGACGACUCGGAUUCCGAGGAGGAAGACAACAAGGAAGAAGAUGGCGCCGAUGAUGGCGAAGAUGAUGAUUUUGCCAAUGCCUUCGAAGUUCUUGAUCUGGCCCGCAUACUUUACCACAAGAAGUUAACAAUUGACGACGAAAGUGGGAAAGGAAAGUCGGCCGACUUAUCACCCAACAUCCGACAUCUCAAGGAGAGGCUCGCGGACACGUAUGAUUUACAAGCGGAAAUUUCCUUGGAGGCCGAACGAUUUAUGGAUGCAGUUGCCGACCUAAAAACUGCCCUUGAUUUGCGAAAGGCGUUGUUCGCAAUGGAAGAUCCAUCUAUUGCUGAAUGCCAUUACAAACUUUCACUUGCCUUGGAGUUUGGGUCAGUUCAAAAAGCAGACACUGACCCCGAAGGCGAUAGUAAUGAUCAGCGGGGCAAAGUUGAUGAGGAAAUGAGAAAGGAUGCAGUAUUCCACAUGGAAAAGGCUAUUGAAAGCUGUCGUGUCAGAAUGACUCUAGAGCAAACCAAACUUGAGCGCGAAGGCUCUGGAGAUGAGGAUAAAACAACGGCUAUGAAAAGAAAAAUAGCCAAUGUGAAAGAGAUCAUCGGUGAUAUGGAGCAAAGACUUGUCGAUCUUCGUCGCGGACCGAUCUCAUUAGAAGACGACGAGCAAGGUGAAGCUGUCCUGCAGGGUCUUCUAGGCCAAAUCAUGGGACAAUCUGCUUCCGAGCAAAAGGCAAAACUAGACGCAGUUACGAAAAAUGCCAAUGACCUCUCUUCACUUGUCAAGCGGAAGCCAAACGAAGGUCAUAAGCGUCCAUCUCAUGAAGACACACCCGAAAGCAAUGCGAAAAGAGCGAGGAAAGACAACAGCACGUCUGAUUGA
Messenger RNA from Aspergillus affinis, 1347 nucleotides. RefSeq names its product SHNi-TPR domain-containing protein. The record is from RefSeq and is a predicted model, not a curated record. Gene Ontology annotation, biological process: DNA replication-dependent chromatin assembly; CENP-A containing chromatin assembly. The coding region runs from base 1 to 1347 and encodes 448 amino acids. The transcript is spliced from 2 exons. Gene Ontology annotation, molecular function: histone binding. Gene Ontology annotation, cellular component: nucleoplasm. Lineage: Eukaryota; Fungi; Ascomycota; Eurotiomycetes; Eurotiales; Aspergillaceae.